AUGGAGCUAGCCGCGAAGGACCAAGAGGACGGCGAGACGCUCUGCACGCCCGACGUCGACGCGCCGCCGCCGCCGCCGGAGAAGCCGAGCGCCCGGGAGCGGUGCUGGAGCUUCUACUCCUCCAACUCCUUCGUCCUGAACGUCAUCGUCGUCAUCUGCGUCGCGCGCGCCGCGCCCUGGAUCGGCGCGGAGCACCUGGCGCCGCAGAUCACGGCGUCGCAGAUCAGCGUAAGUGUCAUCUUCUUCUUCACGGGCCUGGGCCUCAAGACGCGCGAGUUGAUCAAAGCUUUGGCGAACUACCGGUUCAACGCGUUCGUGCAGCUCUUCAACCUCGGCGUGCUGCCCGUGGGCAUCUGGUGCGUCUCGUCGCUCCUGCGAAGCAUGAACGCCCUGUCGCGCGGCCUCGCCAACGGCAUCGUCGUCUGCGCGUCCCUGCCGAUGACGGUGAACAUGGUCAUCGUGCUCACGAAAUCCGCGGGCGGCGACGAGGCCGCGGCGGUCUUCAACAGCGCCUGCGGCAAUCUGCUCGGCGUCUUCGUGACGCCGGGCUGGGUCGUGGCGCUCCUGGGCAAGAGCUCGUCCGUGGACUUUGUCGCCGUGCUGCUGAAACUGAGCCGGCGCGUGCUCGGCCCGCUCUUCGUCGGGCAGCUCGCGCAGUACCACCUGCCCAAGGUCGCGGCCUGGGCGAAGAAGCACAAGCCGCGGCUCAAGAAGCUGCAGGAGGGCUUGUUGACCUUCAUCGUCUACUGCGCCUUCUGCAACCAGUUCAAGAACGGCGAAUCCGCGCGCGCGUCCGACGUUUUGGUCAUGGUCGUCGUGCAGUGCGCGCUGCUCGGCGUCUGCAUGGGCCUCGCCUGGUUCGCCCUCGGCGUCGCGGGCUUCCCGCCGGCCCUGCGGGUCAUGGGGCUCUUCGGGUGCACGCACAAGACGGUGGCCAUGGGCGUGCCCCUCAUCGACGCGAUCUACGGCGACGACUCGAACAAGGGGCUCUACCUCCUGCCGCUGCUGGUCUGGCACCCGACGCAGCUCAUCGUCGGCUCCUUCCUCGCGAACCCGCUGUCCAAGUGGAUCGCGAAGCACCGGGCGUCGGCGGAGGUCGUCGCGGGCGAAGCGCCGGACGACGCCAUCGAGGCGCCGCCGCCGGACUCGCCGCUCGUCUCGAGGAAGGCCGCUUCCUAA
Messenger RNA from Aureococcus anophagefferens, 1179 nucleotides. RefSeq lists its product as hypothetical. The record is from RefSeq and is a predicted model, not a curated record. NCBI's taxonomy places the organism in Eukaryota, Pelagophyceae, Pelagomonadales, Pelagomonadaceae. The coding region runs from base 1 to 1179 and encodes 392 amino acids. Gene Ontology annotation, cellular component: plasma membrane. The transcript has a single exon.